AUGUCCGGAGGAAAAGCCACUAACACUGAUUUGAAGAACGCGGACGCGUCUAUCACCUACGACGCCAUCAUUGUUGGAUGCGGUGUUAUCGGUCCUUGCGUUGCCACAGGGCUGGCCAGAAAGGGCAAGAAGGUUUUGAUCGUAGAGCGCGAAUGGUCGAUGCCUGACCGUAUUGUUGGCGAACUGAUGCAACCUGGUGGUGUGAGGGCCCUGAGGAGCCUGGGAAUGGUGCAAUCCAUCAACGAUAUCGAGGCUAUCCCCGUCACAGGUUACACAGUCUUCUACAACGGGGAAAAGGUGGCCAUUCCCUACCCAUACAAAGCUGACAUUGCGCCAGUGGAGAAGGUCCCCAAGCUGGUUCGUGACGGUAAUGACAAGGUCACAGAGGACAAGACUAUUCACGUGAAGGACUUCGAAGAAGAUGAGAGAGAAAGGGGCGUGGGCUUCGUUCACGGAAAGUUCUUGCAGAACCUGAGAGCCAUUGUGGCCGAGGAGCCUAAUGUCACCAGGCUGCAAGGUAACGUCGUCGAGAUCCUAAAAAACGGUCACAAUGAGGUUGUUGGUGCUAAGGUGGACAUCGACGGCCGCGGAAAAGUUGAAUUCAAAGCGCACAUUACCUUUGUCUGUGACGGUAUCUUCUCCAAGUUUAGAAAGGAGCUAUCUACCGAUCAUGUUCCUACUGUUGGAUCUUCAUUCGUCGGCAUGAGCCUUUUCCAUGCGAAAAUGCCUUCCCCUAACCAUGGCCACGUCAUUUUGGGAACCGAGCACAUGCCAAUCUUGGUUUAUCAAAUCUCGCCCGAAGAGACCCGUAUUCUUUGCGCAUACAACUCUCCUAAGCUGCCAUCUGAUGUCAAAGCUUGGAUGACCAAGAAAGUUCAGCCAUACAUUCCUGAAUCUCUGCGGCCAUCCUUUGACGAAGCUUUAGCUCAAGGCAAGUUUAGAUCAAUGCCUAACUCGUACCUGCCUGGGAGACAGAACAAUGUAAUUGGCAUGUGUGUCAUUGGUGACGCACUAAACAUGAGGCAUCCACUGACUGGAGGAGGCAUGACUGUCGGCCUAAACGACGUUGUAUUGCUAAUGAAAAAAAUCGGCGAUUUGGACUUUAGCGAUCGCGAGGUUGUUCUAGAUGAGUUGUUAGAUUAUCACUACGAAAGAAAAUCCUACGACUCUGUCAUCAAUGUUCUAUCAAUCGCCCUAUAUUCGCUAUUCGCCGCAGACAGCAAAGACUUGAAGGUUUUGCAAAAGGGCUGUUUCAAGUACUUCAAGAGAGGUGGCGACUGUGUAAAGCUUCCAGUCUCCUUCCUAUCUGGUGUCAUGCCUCGCCCAUUUUUGCUUACCAGGGUUUUUUUCGCUGUCGCCUUUUAUGCUGUUUACGUGAAUUUCCAGGAGAGAGGUAUGGCAGGUUUCCCAGUUGCUUUGAUUGAAGCUUUCUCUAUCCUUUUCACAGCUGCUAGAGUUUUCACCCCAUACUUGUACACCGAGAUGAUCGGUUAA
Messenger RNA from Lachancea thermotolerans CBS 6340, 1494 nucleotides. It is a transcript of the gene ERG1, whose product is annotated as squalene monooxygenase. The record is from RefSeq and is a predicted model, not a curated record. Gene Ontology annotation, cellular component: membrane; endoplasmic reticulum. Gene Ontology annotation, biological process: ergosterol biosynthetic process. Gene Ontology annotation, molecular function: flavin adenine dinucleotide binding; squalene monooxygenase activity. The transcript has a single exon. Bases 1 to 1494 code for a protein of 497 amino acids. NCBI's taxonomy places the organism in Eukaryota, Fungi, Ascomycota, Saccharomycetes, Saccharomycetales, Saccharomycetaceae.